UUGGCUACAGGGUCAGAACAUGGCUCGGCUCAGGAUAGUUCUAGGGAUUUUACUUUUUAUUUUAGGACAUUUUGGCUCUGUCUCAACCCAAAGCCCAAAUGUGUGCAAGACCUUUGGCAGUGGGGUCAUACAGACUUUUAACAACACCAUGUUACAUGUGAAAUCUACAUGUCCGCUAAUACUGACACACUUCUCUCAUGCGGGAGUCGACUGUUAUAUCUCAGUGCAGCGUGAUCCAACUGGCUUAAUAAAGAGAGUUGAGAUUUUGGUGAACAAAAUUGUUACAACCAUUCAGGAUGGUACGCUCACUGUGGAAGGCAACAGCAUUUCCCUGCCUAAUGACAACACCUAUCAGAGUGUGUAUAAAUUUGGCAUUUAUACCAGGCUUACAAGCAAAGUUCUUCCCCUUUCUGUCACAUGGUACAGUUUACCUGACGGUGUCACUUCACUUUGGGUGCAACUGGACCGGCCUUUAGUGGAUGGGAUGACUGGUAUGUGUGGGGGACUAUCUAGCUCAGAAACUAGAGCACAGCUUCUUGAGAGCAAUGUCAUCCGCAAUGAGUUAUGUGUGACUGAAGAUUCCCAACCAGUAGACGAUAAGACUUGUAAAGACUUUAAAUCUGAGGCCAGAGAGUGCCUCGGCAGGAAACUUUAUAUUUUUGACCAGCUCUGCAAGUUGAACAUGUAUAUUAACGUACAUGCGGCUGUGAAGUGUUCUUUUUUUGAAGAAUUCCUUCACCCAUGUAAUGGCUCGAACCCUUCGCGAUCCAGGUUGCGAAACAUAACUUCAUGUGGUGAACCUCCCUGUCCUGGUGAUUUAAAAUUUAAGGAUCAAGGUGCUGCAUUUCCUCCCACUUGCUCCAACCCUCAGCUUCAGACAGAAUUCCAGACCAGCACUUGUCUUCCUCAAGAUGGUUUGGUUCUGAACGAUCGAGCUGAGGCCUACCACAGUGUUAAGGUAGAGGACUGUCCUUGUGUGCGUGGGGGAAGAACGUAUCACUCAGGGCAAAGGCUCAGCUCAAAGUGUCAAACUUGCGAUUGCAUCAAAGGAAAAUGGAUCUGUUCAGCCAACACCUGUCCGACUCCAUGUGUCAUUGAAGGCUGGUUUGUUACUACCUUUGAUGGCAAACAAUAUUCUCUGCCUGGAAAAUGUACCUAUGUGGCUGCAAGAGGACUCAACUGGACAGUGACCAUCAUAUUAUCUGAUGUGACUAUACAAGAAUUGUAUCUUGAUGUGUAUCAGGAACGAUACACCUUCUCCUUAAACAGUGUACAUCUAUGGGAAAAAGAAAUAGCAAUCACUGAUCUGUCACAGACUGAACAUGUCACAGUCUAUUGGCAGUCUUCAAUGUUUGUUACGGUCCAAACAACUCUUGGAAUAAAGAUGCAAGUCCAAGUUUCUCCAGAAGUUCAAAUGUACUUGUAUUUGCCCCAAAGUGUAACAUCUGCAGGUCUUUGUGGCUCAAAAAACAACAACACAGAAGAUGACUUCACUACAAGCAGUGGUAUUGUGGAAAACUCAGCUCAGCCUUUUGCGCUGUCCUGGACAUUGGGAGACUGCACAUCAAAUAAUCCCCCUGUUUGCAUCAAUACUGACAAUGAGUUAUUUGCUGAAGAUAAGUGCAGUCAACUGACAAACGCAAGUGGUGUGUUUGCCCAGUGCCAUGAUUAUGUGCCUGUUAACACUUAUUUUGAAGCCUGCAUUCAGAGAACCUGCCAUGCUACUUCGGACUUACAGGAGCGUGCAUGUGUUGGCCUGGGAAACUACGCUAAAGCCUGCACCAGCCAGGGCAUCAAUGUUGGUGACUGGAGAGGAGAAACAGCCUGCCAUAAGAUGUGCGACAGUAAUCUGGUGUUUGAUUAUGCCAUGCAAGCAUGUAAUCGUACAUGCCGCUCAUUGUCUGGUCCUGACCCGACCUGUGACAUGGCAGAUGAACCAGUGGAGGGCUGUGGAUGCCCAUCUGGCACCCACCUCAACACACCACUCAGGUGCAGCCCUCGUGCCCUCUGCAACUGCAACUACCCAGGUGGAAUAAUACCUCCAGGGUCCACCAUUAUUGAUGGACUGCAAUGCAUGUGUGAAUAUGGAAAUCUUACGUGUUCAGAAGCUUGCGAUUGUCCACAUGGACAAAUAUGUGUCCAUUGUGCACGAGCACCAGUAAACACAGCACAAACAACAUGUGAGAGUCUGAGCAAGACAUUUAUUGAUUAUGAAAUCUGUAUUAGUGGCUGUUACUGUCCUGAGGGCCAGUUUGCAGACCACAAUGGCAACUGUGUGACACGGGAGAAUUGCACAUGUGAAUUCAGUGGGGUGGUUUAUGCAACUGGCCAGAGUGUGGAGUCAAAUUGCAAAACAUGCACUUGCAGUGGAGGCCAGUGGAACUGUGAAGGUGAUCCGUGCCCAGGAGUGUGUGAAGUGUUUGGCAAUGGACAGUAUAAGACCUUUGAUUCCAAAUGGUAUCGCUUCGGUGGACACUGUCAGUACACUCUGGUUGAAGCCAUCGAUGGGCUGUUUUCCAUUCAAGCGGAAAGUGUGCCUUGUUGUGAUGAAGUUCUCACCUGCUCCCGCUCCAUCACAGUAAAACUCAUGGAUGAAGUGUCUCUGAUUCUGCGGGAUAUGAAUGUGACUCAAAAGGUCCUGCCUGGGUGGAGCUUCAGAGCUAUGUCACUAUACUCUGUUCAUACUGUAGGCCUGUACUUCAUCAUCUCAGUGCCAGAAAUAGGCCUCACUGUGAUUUGGGACAAGCAAACCAGAGUUAAAAUUGAGCUGCAGGCCUCAUGGAAUGGUAAAGUACGAGGUUUGUGUGGUGACUUUGAUGGGAAGUUAAUGAAUGACUUGCAGACGAGCAGCUCCACUGUUGUGUCCAGUACCCUGGAGUUUGGGAACAGCUGGAAGACAGCUGUCCCGCCGUGUUCAGACGUGACUCAAGAAUUGUUUCCUUGUGAACGCCAUUCAUACUGCGCUGCUUGGGCACAGAGACGCUGCAUGAUCCUACACAGUGACACAUUUAAAGACUGCCACCUAAAGGUUGAUCCAGCCUCUUACUACCAGGCCUGUAUUCUGGAGUCAUGCUCGUGUGACUUUGAGGGCAAGUUUCUGGGAUUCUGCACAGCUGUGGCAGCAUAUGCUGAUGCUUGCUCUGCCCACAAUGCCUGUAUCAAAUGGAGAACUCCUGAUUUGUGCCCCGUCUAUUGUGACUAUUACAAUGAAGAGGGUCAAAGCAGCUGGCAUUAUGAGGCAUGUCCUCAACAGAUCAAAACUUGUGGGAAAAACAACAAAUUCUCUGGAGAACUGGAAGGUUGUUACCCACGGUGCCCUGCUGAGAUGCCAUAUUAUGAUGAGAACAGAAGAAUAUGUUCCAGUUUGGACAACUGUACCUGCUACUUCAACAACACUGUGGUUGAACCUGGUUCUAUAGUGAAUACAGAUAAUGAAUACUGUGAUUGCAUUGGGGGGAAAAUGAUUUGUGCAUUUAUUAGCAUGAACACAUCUACAUCUACAAAACCACCAACUACAACGAAUACACAUGUUACAACUUUAACUACAACUGGGUACACAACAACGACAGAUCUAGUCAUAAGAACUGGGCCAACAUUUACCCCCAGCCCUACAGGUUCUCAGAUAUCAGGAGACAUCACUACUAUUAAAACCACUACAAAACAUAUACCCACAACCCCAAAAAUUACAACUGUACAUGAAGCUACAACUGCAAUACCAACAAAGACACCUAUAACAACCAUCACAACAACCCCAGUAAUCACAACUAAAGAAUCUGCAUCUACAACUAUAUCAACUACAACAGCAGGGACACCAGUGACCACCAAAACAUCAACCACAGCAAUCUCAACGGAAGAAUCUACAACUUCAUUAACUACAACAACAGAGACACCAGUGACCAUCGAAACCUUAACCCCAGAAAUCUUAACUGGGGAACCUACAACUACAACUUUGCUAACUACAACAGAGGCAUCUGUAUCCACAUCAACAACACAAAUCAUAGUAUUUUCUAAUAUAACAACUUCACUAACUACGACUUCAACAGAGACACCUAUAAUAACCACAACAACUCCAGAAAUCACAACUGAAGAAUCUGCAUCUACAACUUCAUUAACUACAACAGAGACCACAGUGACCACAUUAACACCAAAAAUAACAACUGUACCUACAACCUCAAUGUCAAUAACUACAAACUUAACAGAGACACCUGCGAUAACCACCACAACCACCCCAGAAAUCACAACUGAAGAAUCUGCAUCUACAACUUCCUUAACUACAACAACAGAGACACCAGUGACCACAUCAACACCCGAAAUUACAACUGUACCUACUACUUCAAUGUCACUAACUACGACUUCAACAGAGACAUCUGUGAUAACCACCACAACAACCCCAGAAAACCCAACUGAAGAAUCUGCAUCUACAACUUUAUUAACUACAGCAGAGACCCCAGUGACCACAUCAACACCCGAAAUCACAACUGUACCUAAAACUUCAAUGUCACUAACUACAAACUUAACAGAGACACCUGCGAUAACCACCACAACAACCCCAGAAAUCACAACUGAAGAAUCUGCAUCUACAACUUCUUUAACUACAACAACAGAGACACCAGUGACCACAUCAACACCCGAAAUUACAACUGUACCUACUACUUCAAUGUCACUAACUACGACUUCAACAGAGACAUCUGUGAUAACCACCACAACAACCCCAGAAAUCCCAACUGAAGAAUCUGCAUCUACAACUUUAUUAACUACAGCAGAGACCCCAGUGACCACAUCAACACCUGAAAUCACAACUAUACAUACAACUUUAAUGUCCCUAACUACAACUUCAGCAGAGACACCUAUAAUAACCACAACAACUCCAGAAAUCACAACUGAAGAAUCUGCAUCUACAACUUUAUUACCUACAACAACAGAGACCCCAGUGACCACAUCAACACUUGAAAUCACCACUGUACCUAAAACUUCAAUGUCACUUACUACAACUUCAACAGAGACACCUGUAAUAACCACCACAAAAACCCCAGAAAUCCCAACUGAAGAAACUGCAUCUACAACUUCCUUAACUACAACAACAGAGACCCCAGUGACUACAUCAACGCCAAAAAUCACAACUAUACAUACAACUUUAAUGUCCCUAACUACAACUUCAGCAGAGACACCUGUGAUAACCACAACAACUUCAGAAAUCACAACUGAAGAAUCUGCAUCUACAACUUCAUUAACUACAACAACAGAGACCCCAGUGACCACAUCAACACUUGAAAUCACAACUGUACCUAAAACUUCAAUGUCACUAACUACAACUUCAACAGAGACACCUGUAAUAACCACCACAACAUUCCCAGAAAUCACAACUGAAGAAUCUGCAUCUACAACUUCCUUAACUACAACAACAGAGACCCCAGUGACCACAUCAACGCCAAAAAUCACAACUAUACAUACAACUUUAAUGUCCCUAACUACAACUUCGGCAGAGACACCUGUGAUAACCACAACAACUCCAGAAAUCACAACUGAAGAAUCUGCAUCUACAACUUCAUUACCUACAACAACAGAGACCCCAGUGACCACAUCAACGCCAAAAAUCACAACUAUACAUACAACUUUAAUGUCCCUAACUACAACUUCAGCAGAGACACCUGCUUCCAUAAUGUCAACCACAUUUGUACUAGAAUGCAAGGAUCUGAUUAGAAACCAAAGCUGGCCAGAUGGUUAUCAAUGGACAGAAGAUUGCUUCAAUAAAACUUGCACAAACGGUGUUAUAGUGUUGAGACCCUUAAUAUGUCCAACUCCAGUGGUGCCUGUGUGCCCCAGAGGAAUGCCACAGCUGGUAAAGGAUGAGCAAGGCUGUUGUGACACCUGGCAGUGUGACUGUCAGUGUGAUGUCUUUGGAGACCCACAUUACACUUCUUUUGCUGGAAAGAACUUCAUGUUCCUGGAGAACUGUACAUAUGUUCUGGUGGAGGAAAGGAUGCCACUUCAUCAUCUCAGCAUCAGUGUUGAUAAUUAUUACUGUGAGGAGUCUGCUUCCUGUGCCAAAGGCAUUGUUCUGAAGUACCGCAACAACACAGUAGUACUUCAAGCGGUUCAAGUUUCUGAUGAAACACCGAUAUUGAAAAUUACUCUGAAUGAAGUAACAAUAAAGUCAUCAUAUGAAGCAGAUGGAUUUAGGUUUGUGAGCACAAAUGCGGAAGUCUACGUUUACAUUGAAGAGAUCCGUUCAUCUAUCUUUCUCAGUGUUUGGAACACACUGCAGAUUAAUCUCGCUAUGGAACAUUUCCUUAAUAACACACAGGGACAAUGUGGUGUUUGUGGAGGGGCUUCGUGUAUAAGAAGGAAUGGGUCAGUUGAGAGUGACGAGUGCUGUGCUAAGACUGCAUAUGAAUGGAUAGAGGAUGAUCCACUCAAACCAUACUGUGCACAAGCCCCCCGACAUGUCCCUUGUAUCCCUGAAAUAACACCUACUCCAACUAUUUUACCAAAUGACACAGCUCCCUGUGAUCUCCUGACGAAUAAAGUCUUCAGUGAAUGCAGUUUAGACUUUGAUGUGGAGACGCUGGUGAGAAACUGCAUUUUUGAUUACAGUGUGGCCCAGAACAAUGCCACUGUGUGCUCCCCACUAGAGCGUCUAGCUGAUCACUGCAAAAAGAUGGGCAUCUGUGUGGCCUGGAGAAAGCUCACCAGUGGAAUUUGUGACAUUCCCUGCCCCGAAGGAAUGAUUUUUGACGAGUGCCGAAGCACCCCAACUGAUUUCUGUAGUGGCGGUUUGCGUGUUCCGGGCACAGUUUUGGAUUCAAUGAGAUCUGGUUGCUUUUGCCCAGACAACCAGCUACUUGCUGAGAGUCACAAGAUGAUCUGUGUAUCUGAAUGCACCAACUGCAAAGGCCCUCUGGGAGAACCCAUGCUGGCUGGGGCAAUAUGGGAGUCAAAUUGCCACAUAUGCACAUGCAAUAACCAGACACUGACGGAAGAAUGCUGGCCAAAACCUUCAGCUCCAACUCCUACAUGCGGUUCUGGCUUUACCAUCAUCUCUGACUGCUGCAACAACCAGAUAUGUGUUGAGAAGACUUGUGAAUACAAUGAAAAGAUAUAUAAGGUGGGUGAAACAUGGAGGGAUGCCAAGAGCCCGUGUGUAACAUUUCGCUGUACAACAGAAGGCACUGAAAUAGAGAAGACUGUGUGUCCACAGCAAUUUUGUCCUGAGGAACUUCGUGUUUGGGAUGAGCAUCACUGCUGCUAUUCAUGCAACACAACGUGUGGAGUCAGACUGUCCAGAAUGACUGUGGAAAACUGCACUCAGGAGGUGAUCCUGCCCACCUGUGAAGGCAACUGUGCAUCAGAAUCCCUGUGGGUGAGGUCUGGAAAGGAUCUACAGUUGGAGCACAAUCAGUUCUGCUGCCGAGAGAGAAAAUAUGAGCUGAGACAAAUUUCUUUGGUCUGCAGUGGGGAAACACCUAUACAGUAUACCUACAAACACAUUACAGGCUGUGAGUGCCAGCUUGAAGUCUGAAACCUCAGAUGUUUUACAAUGUCAUUGUAACCCUUAUUAAACAGGUCAGAUGUAUAAAUGUGAUUCUUGACUUGCAUGAUUUUUCUUUUGAUUAUAUGAUUAGUGAUUGUGAUAUUUUUCGCUUUCAUUUCCACAAAAAACAAAAAAACAGUAUACAGUGUAUUACAUACAUUUGUAUUCUUUAUAUUUUCCAGGUUUUGAUUAAUAAAA
Messenger RNA from Clarias gariepinus (North African catfish), 7729 nucleotides. Its product is annotated as mucin-2-like. The transcript has 42 exons. The record is from RefSeq and is a predicted model, not a curated record. Gene Ontology annotation, molecular function: protein binding. Bases 20 to 7519 code for a protein of 2499 amino acids. Lineage: Eukaryota; Metazoa; Chordata; Actinopteri; Siluriformes; Clariidae. Gene Ontology annotation, cellular component: extracellular matrix.